AUUAGACGAUUUGUAUUAACUGGUGUUUUUGUUAAAAAAAUUAGAUCUUUCGUUCUUUGUAAAAGCGACGUGUUGAUUACUUUUAAUUUGUCGAUCGAGUAUUCGGCAACGAUCGUGUAGACGGUGGUUUUUCACAGCGACCCAGAGAUCAGGUGCUUCGUACGUUCAUCGUUCAUACUUCCAAACUCCUGCCUCAUAGAAAUUUGGAAAGAUGGCCGCCCUCAGGACUGUGUUUAACGUCUCGAAGAGGAACAUUUUCCUCUCCGCCUCGAGAUUCAACACGGAGAUGCCCGACCCCAUCGAUCACGCCACUGGUAUCGAAAAGAGAGAACUCCUAGCUAAAAUGGCUGGAAACGAGAAUCCUUUUGACUUAAGGGUUUUGAAGAGAGGACCUGGCACUAAGGACUGUCCGAAUCAAGUCCCAUCCGCGUAUGAUUCCCGUAUUCUAGGCUGCAUCUGUGAAGAGGAUGCCACCACAAUUAACUGGAUGUGGCUCCAUCAGGGCACGCCUAGAAGAUGUGCCUGUGGCCACUGGUUCCAGCUCGUUUACAAGGCCCCAGUUUAAAAAGAUGGAAAAAAAUAAAACCCAAGCGAAUAAAGUUUAGUCGUUCA
Molecule: messenger RNA, 612 nt
Organism: Cimex lectularius (bed bug)
Lineage: Eukaryota; Metazoa; Arthropoda; Insecta; Hemiptera; Cimicidae
Product: cytochrome c oxidase subunit 5B, mitochondrial-like
Exons: 3
Coding region: 212-565 (117 amino acids)
Biological process (GO): mitochondrial electron transport, cytochrome c to oxygen
Cellular component (GO): mitochondrial envelope
Source: RefSeq, a predicted model, not a curated record